AUGUGCUUAUUUUUAAACUCUGUAGGAUAUCCUGUCGUACCAAAGUACUAUUAUGUGCCUGCUGACUUUGUAGAAUAUGAGAAAAGAGAUCCUGGUAGUCAAAAACGAUUUCCUAGCAACUGUGGUCGUGAUGGAAAACUGUUUCUCUGGGGACAGGCUCUUUAUAUCAUUGCACAACUCCUGGCUGAUGAGUUAAUCAGUCCUAAAGAUAUUGAUCCUAUCCAGCGCUAUGUCCCGCCACAGAAUCAACGUAACGUGAGCAUGAGGUACUCCAAUCAGGGACCACUGGAAAACGAUUUGGUAGUCCAUGUAGCACUCGUAGCAGAAAGUCAACGCCUUCAAGUGUUUCUUAACACAUAUGGUAUUCAGACUCAAACUCCUCAACAGGUAGAACCAAUUCAGAUCUGGCCUCAGCAGGAGCUUGUGAAAGCUUAUUUUCACCUAGGUAUCAAUGAAAAGUUAGGACUCUCCGGAAGGCCAGAUAGACCCAUUGGCUGCCUGGGUACAUCAAAGAUUUAUCGCAUUCUAGGAAAGACAGUGGUUUGUUACCCUAUCAUCUUUGACCUAAGUGAUUUCUACAUGUCUCAAGAUGUUUUACUACUGAUAGAUGACAUAAAGAAUGCACUGCAGUUCAUCAAGCAAUAUUGGAAAAUGCAUGGACGCCCACUUUUUCUUGUUCUCAUCCGGGAAGACAAUAUAAGGGGUAGCCGGUUUAAUCCCAUAUUAGACAUGCUGGCAGCCUUCAAAAAAGGAGUGAUUGGAGGAGUCAAAGUUCACGUUGAUCGUCUACAGACACUAAUAUCUGGAGCUGUAGUAGAACAACUUGACUUUCUAAGAAUCAGUAACACAGACGAGCUUCCGGAAUUUAAGAGUUUUGAAGAACUAGAAUUUCCCAAACAUUCAAAAGUUAAAAGACAAAGCAGUACCCCUGAUGGCCCUGAACUGAAACAACAACCAAGCAUCACCAUUAGUGAAUGGAAAAACAAAUCAACCCAGGAAAUUCUUCAAAAGCUGAAUGACUGUGGUUGUCUGGCCAGCCAGACCAUCCUGCUGGGCAUACUACUCAAAAGAGAAGGUCCCAACUUCAUCACAAUGGAAGGUACUGUUUCUGAUCACAUUGAGAGAGUCUAUAGAAGAGCCGGCAGCAAAAAGCUUUGGUCGGUUGUACGCCGUGCAGCAAGUCUUUUAAGUAAAGUAGUGGACAGCCUGGCCCCAUCCAUUACUAAUGUUUUAGUGCAGGGCAAACAGGUAACUCUGGGUGCCUUUGGACAUGAAGAAGAGGUUAUCUCUAAUCCUUUGUCUCCAAGAGUGAUUAAGAACAUUAUCUAUUAUAAGUGUAAUACCCACGAUGAGAGGGAAGCAGUCAUUCAGCAAGAACUGGUCAUCCAUAUUGGCUGGAUCAUCUCUAAUAACCCUGAGUUAUUUAGUGGCAUGCUGAAAAUACGAAUUGGGUGGAUCAUCCAUGCUAUGGAGUAUGAACUACAGAUCCGUGGCGGAGACAAGCCAGCCAUAGACUUAUAUCAACUGUCACCCAGUGAAGUUAAACAACUUCUGCUGGAUAUUCUCCAGCCUCAACAGAGUGGAAGAUGUUGGCUAAACAGGCGUCAGAUUGAUGGGUCUUUAAAUAGAACUCCUCCUGGGUUCUAUGACCGAGUGUGGCAGAUCCUGGAGCGCACACCUAAUGGUAUCAUCGUGGCUGGGAAGCAUUUGCCACAGCAACCAACCCUAUCAGAUAUGACCAUGUAUGAGAUGAAUUUUUCUCUCCUUGUUGAAGACAUGUUGGGAAAUAUUGACCAGCCAAAGUACAGACAGAUUGUUGUAGAGUUACUAAUGGUUGUAUCUAUUGUACUGGAAAGAAACCCUGAACUAGAAUUUCAAGACAAAGUAGAUCUAGACAGCCUAGUGAAAGAAGCAUUUCAUGAAUUCCAAAAAGAUGAGAGUCGGCUGAAAGAAAUUGAAAAACAAGAUGACAUGACUUCCUUUUACAACACUCCCCCUCUGGGAAAAAGAGGAACAUGCAGCUAUUUGACCAAGGUGGUGAUGAAUCUGCUGCUGGAAGGAGAAGUCAAAGCAAGCAAUGAAGACACCUGUCUGGUUAGCUAGUGAGAAGGGAUAAGAGAAUCUAUCAGAACAGCUUUUCUAAAAGUGUGUUGAAGUUUGUGCUGAUGCUUCAUCAAGGUAGCCAUUAAUAUAUGAACUGAUCAUGCUAGUAAGGUGAUUUUGCAAUACCCUAGGCAGAGAGAGUAGAACAGUGCAUGCCAUUGCUAAUGUAAUGGUCGGAACUACUUUUAAUCAAGUGAGAACAAAGUUUUCAUGAUUAUGCCAACUAUCCUGAGAAGCUUCACUGAGCAAUAGAAAUAGUUUAUGAAUUGAAAUUCAUACUACUGCAUGUUUUAUGGUUAAGUAACCCAUCAAAAUGAAUAUGAUCUCUAGACUGAAUUCUCAUCUUCUUUGCUAGUAAAAUGAACUUGCAAACUAGUAAUCAAGGAAUAGCAAACAUUUUUAAGUGGUAUUGUGCUAGAAAAAGAUGCUAAUAUACAUCAUACAAGCAAGGUUAGUGGCUGAUACUUGAUUUUCAGAAACUGCAUUACUAAUAAUAUUUCAGUAUACGGAGUUAUAUAAUUUUUACCUUGUAAACACAACAUGAUUUGUAUUUGUGCUAAGUGUAGGGUUUGGACUAAAAUAUUAUAUAAUAAAUUUACACUUUAACAUUUUCUUUGAACUGCCAAAAAACAAUAGGAUUAUUCAGAAA
Messenger RNA from Dipodomys ordii (Ord's kangaroo rat), 2752 nucleotides. Its product is annotated as phosphorylase b kinase regulatory subunit beta. Gene Ontology annotation, biological process: glycogen metabolic process. Gene Ontology annotation, molecular function: calmodulin binding. Bases 1 to 2103 code for a protein of 700 amino acids. Lineage: Eukaryota; Metazoa; Chordata; Mammalia; Rodentia; Heteromyidae. The transcript is spliced from 19 exons. The record is from RefSeq and is a predicted model, not a curated record. Gene Ontology annotation, cellular component: phosphorylase kinase complex.